Messenger RNA from Symbiodinium sp. CCMP2592, 1995 nucleotides. The record is from the annotation of a GenBank genome assembly. Lineage: Eukaryota; Dinophyceae; Suessiales; Symbiodiniaceae.
AUGGCCAUGAGAAGGGCCCAUUCCAGAGCUCUGCUGAUCAUCUCGGUGCUGUGCUUGCUCGGCAUCGGCCUGGAUUUCGUGGCACCGGACAUCAGCAUCAUCGAGGGGCUUCAGGAAAUGAGCAUUCUGUCUGAGCAGAUGGGGAAUGUGAUGGCUGACGCUGGAGUUGGCGAAGCGAUUGCAAGCGAAACUGACCAAGCACAGGCCACACAACUGGUCCUGGCGCUAGUCUCUGGCACUGGUGCAAUGCUGGGAGCACGCAGACGGCAGAUUCGCAAGACACGUGAACAAGAGGACGAGAUGUCCAAGACUCGACCAAUCGGAUCAUCCUGCGAUAGAUUGGAAUUCACAUUAAAGCACAUUACAGACGACGACCCGUCUUCGCUCAAGGAGAGGACUCCCAGAACCGAGAACAACUCAAACAUCCACCGAUGGUGGAACGUUGAUCUCCCGCUGCCCACCCCGACUAGACUGGGAGAUUCCAUGGAAAAGCUGCUGGCAGACAGCAACACGCGCAAGUGUCCUGAGCGGCAAGAGGCUCAGGGUCCGGACACGGCCGAGGGCUACAGGAUCGUCAAUCCUUCGCAAGUUGAUGUGAGAAGCGCUGCUGGAGUACGGCCCUGUCGCUAUCACAUCAUAGAUUCUGGUCUGCUACCGGAUGAAGAGGGAGGCAAGAGCAGCGGCUAUUCGAGCUUACCGAUCCCAGUCGCCCAGCGGAGGGUGCCGAGCAACGCUCGCAAAUCUGGUGGAUGGCUUGGCAUCUGCAGGAGCAGAGAUGUGCCCGCAGACAGAUUGGCUAACCGGGCAAGGACGUUGAUCCCUUUCGUGUACUUCCUGCAUUUGCUGGGCUUCACCAUGCAAGGACCCAUCCUGCCAGCCCUGAGGGCACACUUCCACCUCCGUGCUUCUGAGACCGGCUUGAUCACCUCAGCCUUCCCGACUGGUAUGCUCGUGGCACUGUUCUUCUAUCCACGCCUUAGUGAUGUUUGGGGCCGCAAGCCGGUGCUGUUGGUGUGUUUGACUGGCGUCGGCGUGGGCUUCUUGCUGCAGACCUACGCCCUGAAGCUUGACUGGUCCUUCCGGACUUUCCUCAAGCUCCGCAUCCUCAGUGGGACGUUUGCCGGAGCAGCUGUUGUGAUCAAGGCAUUCAUGGCCGACCUGCAACCGGAAAUCAUGCUCCGGGCCGUGGCCAAUCGAGAGGCCGCAGCCACUCUGGCCUUCAUUGUGGGUCCGAUGUUGGGAGGGCUGAUCUACGGCUAUGGGUCGGGCGGCAUCCUACGUGUAACCUUCUGCGCUGCCCUUAUGCAAUUGGCUGCUGCCUGGCUGGUUCAUCAAUUCCUGGAGGGCAUGCCGCCGCCGGGCGGCGAAGUUCCAAAGGGGGAGUCAGAGAACACCACACGCGAACUACCCUCAUUUGGAUUGGCAUCGAUUCUAUUGUGCAAUCUCAUUCUCAUCCACAUUCUGUACACCUGUGGCGCAGCAGUUUUCGACAGCUUCUUCGGCGUCUGGUGCAUUGACACCUUCGGAUGGACCCCAGCCCGGCUGGGCUCAGCACUAACCGCUGCGGCGUGCUUCGCAUUUUGCACCAAUGCCUUCGGAUAUCGGAGGUACAUGCUGAAUCCAACGCGGACGGUCGCUGGUGCUGUUAUCGGCCUUGCAUCCAUCGGCUUGUCUUUCGCUGCUAUGAGCAUUGCCAAGAAGCCCCUGGUUGUGAUGGCUAUUCUUUUCUGCCAAUCAUUUGGAAUCACGUUCUUCAACCCCAGCGUGAACAUCCUGAUUGCGCGGUGCUGCCCAAGGGGCAGCCGAGGUGUGAUCUUCGCCACGGACUCCAUCGCCUGCUCCCUGGGGCGCAUCUGCUCGCCAAGCAUUGCCGGCCACUUCUAUGAUCUGGGCCCUGGAGCCGCUUUCCGGGUCGUCUCCUGGGCGCUGAUGACUGCGGCAGGCUUGAUGGCUUCGAAAUGGCGUCUUCUGAACAGCUUGAUCCGGACACGAUAG